AUGAAAGGCUGCCUGCUCCUGCCCCUUCUCCUGCUGGGGACAGUUUCUGCUCUCUACCUGGAGAAGGAUGCCCCCCAUCUGGGUGAUCCAGAGACACAGGCAGACCUGAGCCAGGAUCUGGAAGGCUCAGGGGGGCAGGAAGGAGAGCUGGCCCUGAGUGGUGAGGUGCUUGAGUCGGAGGGAGAGGAGGCCGAGGACGCCCAUGACGAUGAGGGGGACUCAGACCCAGAUGACUUAGAUGAGGACGUGCAGUGCCCCAAGGAAGAGGAGACAGUGCAACUUCCAGGCAGUCCUGAGUGCAAGAGCUGCCGCUACAGGAUUGUGCGGACUCCAAAGAGGUUUAAGAAAGCUCAGAGAGUCUGCAGGAAGUGCUACCGAGGCAACCUCGCCUCCAUCCACAACUUGAAAUUCAACUCUUAUAUUCAGCACUUGGCCACGGGUAUCAAUGAAGCACAGGUCUGGAUCGGAGGCUUCAUCAGAGGUUGGUACCUGUGGAGGAAAUAUCGCUGGACUGAUGGGAGUUCUUGGAAUUUUACAUACUGGGCACUAUGGCAACCUAAGUUUGGAAGAGGCCGCUGUGUAGCCCUGUGCACCAGAGGGGGUCGCUGGCGACGAGCUCCGUGCAAAAGGCGGCUGCCCUUCAUCUGCUCCUACUAA
This is a messenger RNA of Budorcas taxicolor (takin), 657 nucleotides long. RefSeq names its product proteoglycan 3-like. The record is from RefSeq and is a predicted model, not a curated record. The coding region runs from base 1 to 657 and encodes 218 amino acids. Gene Ontology annotation, biological process: immune response. The transcript is spliced from 5 exons. Lineage: Eukaryota; Metazoa; Chordata; Mammalia; Artiodactyla; Bovidae.